CACUUCAUUCAUUCUAUCCCCCAACACAAACAAACUACCACUUUUUGUUUUAUUCUCUCACAUAAACUUCUACACACUUUCUCUCUCUAAAAAUAUGAGCUCACAAGUAGACUCCUUAUGGCUCUUUGCCUUAGCCUCAAAGUGCAACCAUCUAACCAUCAUUAACAUUGUUACCUCCAUAUUACUCUUAGCCUUAAUAUGGCUAGCCAUGAGCCUGAUUUAUUGGGCUCAUCAAGGCGGUCCUGCUUGGGGAAAAUACUCUUGGACCCACUUCUCUCAUUGGGCCAAAAAGCCCAUACCAGGUCCACGUGGCUGGCCCAUCUUUGGUAGUGUAGGCCUUAAGAUGGGCCUAGCCCAUCAUAAGAUUGCCGCAAUGGCAAAACAUUACAAUUCUAAGAGGGUCAUGGCUUUUAGCCUUGGUGACACUCGUAUGAUUGUAACAUGUAACGCCGAUGUAGCCAAGGAGAUCUUGAACAGUCCGGUCUUUGUAGACCGGCCUGAUCAAGAAUCUGCUUACGGCUUAAUGUUUAACCGGUCAAUUGGGUUUGCCCCAUAUGGAUCCUACUGGCGGACUCUCCGCCGAAUUUCUGGGACCCAUAUGUUUAGCCCAAAACAAAUUAAAGCCUAUGAGGCCCAAAGAAGUGACAUAGUUUCCCAAAUGGUACAAAAUAUAGGGGACAAAAAUGGUUCAUUUAAAGUUAGAGAAAUGUUAAGGUGGGCUUCUUUGGGUAAUAUGAUGGGCUCAGUAUUUGGUGAAAGAAAUAUGAAAACUGAGGAAUUAAAGGAGAUGGUUGAGGAAGGCUAUGAUUUACUAGGAGUUUUUAACUUGGGUGAUCAUCUUUCUUGGCUUUCUGACUUUGACUUUCAUAAUAUCCGGUUCAGGUGCUCACAACUUGUUCCUAAAGUUAACCGGUUCGUGGGCCGGAUUAUCGAAGAACAUCGACUUGAUCCGGCCCAUGUGAACCGGGACUUUGUUGACGUUUUGUUGUCACUACAACAUCCAGAUAAACUUUCCGAUUCAGACAUGAUUGCUGUUCUUUGGGAAAUGAUAUUUAGAGGAACCGAUUCCAUAGCAGUAUUGAUAGAAUGGAUUCUUGCAAGAUUAGUGAUUCAUCCUGAUAUUCAAUCAAAAAUCCAUGAUGAGCUGGACAACAUCGUAGGGAGGUCACGUGCGGUUACUGAAUCUGAUAUUUCAUCAUUGGUCUAUUUAACGGCUGUGAUCAAAGAAGUCCUAAGGCUCCACCCCCCGGGCCCACUUCUCUCGUGGUCUCGUCUCUCUAUUGAGGAUACUUUGGUUGAUGGAUGUCACGUGCCUGCGGGGACCACGGCUACUGUUAACAUGUGGGCCAUUGCAAGGGACUCUGAUGUGUGGGCUAGCCCACUUGAGUUUCAGCCCAAUAGGUUCUUGGUGUCUGGGCCCAAUGCCGACUUUUCGGUUCUUGGGUCGGAUCUCCGAUUAGCGCCUUUUGGGUCGGGCCGGAGGUCUUGCCCUGGAAAGAUGUUAGGGUUAACCACGGUUAGCUUUUGGGUGGCGUCAUUGGUGCACGAGUUUGAGUGGGUGACCUCACUAGAUGGUGAGGUCGAUUUGUCCGAGGAGCUAAAGAUAUCAUGUGAAAUGGCGAAUCCACUUACGGUGGAAGUGAGGCCUCGAAGAUCAACAAACACAUUAUUACUUUGAUUUGAUUAAACAAUAAAAAUUCCGUACUUCUCCUAAGUUACGUGAUUAGAGUUUGCUAAACAUCGGUGUAAAUCUAUAGUAUUUCUAAUUUUGAAUUGUGUCAUGUAAUUAUGUGCUUUAAAAAAGUGUAACACUCUUAAUCAAAUAACGUAAUUUUGUUCAAUUAAUGAUCUAGUCGUUAAGAAGAUAUUACAAUGUUGUACACAUAGACAUAUGUAUAAGUAUUUACAAUUAAAUAAUUGUUUGUGUUGUUGUCUUA
Messenger RNA from Chenopodium quinoa (quinoa), 1937 nucleotides. Its product is annotated as cytochrome P450 78A3-like. The coding region runs from base 95 to 1678 and encodes 527 amino acids. The transcript has 2 exons. NCBI's taxonomy places the organism in Eukaryota, Viridiplantae, Streptophyta, Magnoliopsida, Caryophyllales, Amaranthaceae. The record is from RefSeq and is a predicted model, not a curated record. Gene Ontology annotation, molecular function: heme binding; oxidoreductase activity, acting on paired donors, with incorporation or reduction of molecular oxygen; iron ion binding.